Messenger RNA from Solea solea (common sole), 3060 nucleotides. It is a transcript of the gene rassf8b, whose product is annotated as Ras association domain family member 8b. NCBI's taxonomy places the organism in Eukaryota, Metazoa, Chordata, Actinopteri, Pleuronectiformes, Soleidae. The record is from RefSeq and is a predicted model, not a curated record. The transcript is spliced from 9 exons. Bases 416 to 1726 code for a protein of 436 amino acids. Gene Ontology annotation, biological process: signal transduction.
CACACACACACACACUCACACAUUCACUCAGUCACUCACUCUCUCUCCAUGUCUCUGUGGUGUGUCUCUCUCCCUCGGUGACGCACAGAGCAGGAGCGGAUGUCGGAUGUCCGACGACUGGACGGACGCAUGUUUACAUCCACACAGACGCGCGGAUGUGCGCGGCGCACCGCACCGUGAACUGGCGCGGCUCGUGUCGGGAACAGACCGUGUGGGCCCGCAUCAUCAUAUGAACUCCUGCGUUUUUAUCUCCACUGGGAAACAAAGUGAGUCUGCAGCAGCAGCAGCAGCAGCAGCAGCAGGAACACGAGCAGGAGGAGACCGUGACAUGUUGUGAUCUGCGGGCUCAAUUACAGAAUGCACAUUAAACCGUCACUAGUUCCCCCUUGUGGUGCGGAGGAAUGAGGGCCUUUGGAUGAAGGCCAUGGAGCUGAAAGUGUGGGUGGACGGUGUGCAGCGCAUCGUGUGCGGGGUCACGGAGUUCACCACAUGUCAGGAAGUGGUCAUCGCUUUGGCACAAGCUAUUGGACGCACCGGCAGAUACACGUUGAUCGAGAAAUGGCGGGAUACCGAGCGCCACCUGGCUCCAAACGAAAACCCUGUGGUGUCCCUGAACAAGUGGGGUCAGUAUGCCAGCGAUGUGCAGCUCAUACUCCAGAGAACCAGCCCGUCCAUCAGCGAGCGGCCCACUUCUGACAGGCAGGCUCGCGUUCCGGAGCGAGGCUUCUACCGCCAGAGCCUCCCACCUCUGGCCAAGUUCCGCACUUCGGGCGCAGACCACUCGCUGAAGCGAAGGGAACCCAAGCGCAAGUCGCUGACCUUCUCUGGAGGAGCCAAAGGUCUGCGGGAGAUCUUUGGGAGAAGCAGAGAUGCUGAAGCCAAACAGGCUCAGCAGCGCAGUGUGAGCUUGAACCUGAGCAGAGUUGGAGGCGGCGGAAUAGCAUCUGUGCCUGGGAGUCCGGCCAGAGAUUUGAGCCGGCUGGUGCAGCUGCAGAGAGACAAACUCCAGGCCCUGGAGAGCCGUCUGCUGGGCUGUGAGGCCGAGCUGGGAGAGUGGGAGGAGGCCGCCAGUGAAGCCAUUGAAAGAGAGAAUCUGGAGGUAGAGCUUCUGCUCUUAGAGCAGCAGGUGCGGAGGAACGACGCCGAGAUCGAGGAGGACGAAUUCUGGCAGAACGAGCUUCAGAUCGAGCAGGAGAGCGAGCGGCAGCUCAGGCAACAGUUAGCCGAGCUGCAGGGCCGUGUGCGCGAGUGCGAGGCCAAGCUUUCAGAGCAUCUCGCGCACAUACAGAGCAUGGAAACCGGCGUGGAGCAGGAGCGGCUGCAGCAGGAGGCCGAGCUCAACCAGAGGGUCAAUGACGAGGAGGUGCAGUCCCAGCUGGAGAAAGUGAGGGCAGAGCUGGAAAUGCAGAGCCAACAAACGGCGCGGCUGGAGAGCAGCUGCAGGGCGUUGGAGCGCUCGCUCAGCCAGUCAGGCAAGAGAUUACAGGAAAAAGAGCAGGAGCUGGAGCAGCUGACAAAAGAGCUGCGACAGGUCAACCUGCAGCAGUUCAUCCAGCAGACGGGAACCAAGGUCACCGUGCUGCCUGCUCAGCCCUCAGCAGAGGACAAUGAAGUGGCACGCGACUCUCUGAGAAGACGAGGCUCGUCGCGCCUCUUACCCAGCGACCUCCGAACUCUUCAGAGCGCCGUCUCCUCCAGCCUCAACCCAGAAGGGAUCUACGUUUGACCCCGGGAGACGUGACAUUAUUUUUGGCAGUGGCACGGCCAGAUGUCCUAUUGGACUCUUUUCUAUUACAGAGAAAGGUCAAAACGAAAAAAGUGACCUGCUGAAAAUGCUCCUGAGCAAAAACACUGAAACAAUCUAACCUGAAGAGAGAGAAAAAAAAACAUGUUCUGGAGGAUAAACAUGGUUGAUUUGUUUUUGCACUGCCUCCCUCUCUACCUUUCAUGCCAUAACUGACACUCAAAGUGAUGUCAAUAUCCAUUUUCAUUGCCUGGAUUCUUAAGAAAUGGGUGAAGAUUCGUCUUGAAAAAUCCAGCCAGCGGACAAACAAUGUGGAUUUAAAGAGAUGCAAAGUUUGGACACAUGUACACGUAUGCAUAAACAAACAUAGAAGAAAAAAAAGAGUCGUGCAUGAGCAUGCACAAACAGAACAGUGACGUCACACCUGUGCUAUAACUGUAGCCAUAUCUGAUUGCCUUACUCUGGUGUUUUGUUUUGUUUUUAAACCAGACUUCAAUAUGUGUAAAAGAAACUCAAGGUAGCUACUAAACGUAUAUUAUUUAGCAUUAGCACCGGUUCAGGUGACACUGAGGUCGUCGUAACUGAUGUCAGUAGAUACAAUGGUUCCAAUGUGAAUUUGGACUUUUUGUAUUGGAUUUGAACAGAAAAUCUGCCUCAUUAUUUCCUGUCGAUCAUAUAUAAUCCUUUAUAUUAAAGAGAUAGAGGUGGAGGCUACAAAAAAAGAAAAGUAUGGCUCCAGUUUGGGUGGAGAAACAUGAAAUGUUUUCUUUUCCACAAAACCCCAUGAUAGCCUUGGAGUCUGCAUUUAAAAUCCAGCGUGAAAAAUGUACUCAGUUUAACCACUGGGUGGUGGCAAAACAUACAUUAUUUAGCCGGCUGAAAGUUAACUGUGUAAGUUGGUCCUGCUCCUGUUGAUAUUUCCCAUCCAUGCUUUGUCCUCCACACGAGGGUCAGGGGUCACAGGACGCCGGUGUGUCUGUAUUUCUUUGUCUUUAUUUUCAUAAUCAUACUGUUUUGUAACAAAAGCCUCAGCACUUUAACUGUCAGUGUUUUUACCUGAGGUGCCACGUACAGUGUUUGACAUGGUUCACUGUGUUCAUGAAGCAGGGACACACACACACACACACAUUUGAUUUUUAUCAUUCUAAAGAACUUAAAGAAAGAUGUCUCAUAUGAACCAAAGGUAGUGUGAAGAAAAAGAAAAAUCUAAUUACUUAGAUGAAUGUACUUUUUAAAUACAGUAUUUAUGCAGCUUAUCUCGAUGAACUGGGUGAAUAAGAAUAAGAGGCUGUAAUUGUGUACAAAAUAACACUGUU